CUCGACUUCGACCUCAUCCCACUCCAGUGCUGUUCUUGAGUCUACGGCUCCCAUCACCACUCUUCGUCCGCCAUGUACCCUUCCCCUAUUUUGAGGAUGCAGCCUACUCGGCCCUCUUUUGCUCUUCCUAAGGAAGGCCAGAGCGCUCACACCAUCUCCCAGCGUCUGCGUACUCUGAAGAAGAUCCCUCCAGAGUUGCUCCCUCUUGGUCUCGUUCUUGGCGUCGCCGUUGGAGCUGCCAUUUACUCCAGCACCAAGAAGCUCAUGACCGACAAGACCCUCCGUCUUACCCCCAACCGUCCCGAGGACCGUGAGCACUAGAAUGUACCAACACUUUUUUGGUUCCAUGCAAUGGCCAAUCUGAGCUUUCCUGUUCUUUCUGUGUUGUCGAUAUGUAUUAUCCACGGGCAAAUUGAUGUCACGGGAAGUAGUAGGAGGGUGAUAUUCCGAGAAUCUCAGGCUCGGGGUCGGAGCGCCUGUAUAUAGUAUGGCUUUGAACAAAGGGUUCUGAUGGGG
Molecule: messenger RNA, 516 nt
Organism: Aspergillus nidulans FGSC A4
Lineage: Eukaryota; Fungi; Ascomycota; Eurotiomycetes; Eurotiales; Aspergillaceae
Exons: 5
Coding region: 73-321 (82 amino acids)
Cellular component (GO): membrane
Source: RefSeq, a predicted model, not a curated record